Messenger RNA from Episyrphus balteatus (marmalade hoverfly), 2658 nucleotides. RefSeq names its product synaptic vesicle glycoprotein 2B. Gene Ontology annotation, cellular component: membrane. Lineage: Eukaryota; Metazoa; Arthropoda; Insecta; Diptera; Syrphidae. The transcript has 5 exons. Gene Ontology annotation, molecular function: transmembrane transporter activity. The record is from RefSeq and is a predicted model, not a curated record. The coding region runs from base 322 to 2160 and encodes 612 amino acids. Gene Ontology annotation, biological process: transmembrane transport.
ACUCCCAUUCCCCAGUGGUUUUUUGAGCUGCUAGCUCUCAAAACUAUUUCGUUAAAUUUUGUUCGUCUCGUUUGAAAUUUAUUUUUAUUAAUUUCUUUUUUAUUAUUAUUUUCGCACCGCGUGUUUUGUGUUUAUUAAUAAAAAAAUAAAAAUAUAUCAGAUCGGUAAAAGUUACCAAAAAUCUUUCCUGAUAUACGCCAACUGAAUAGAAUUUGUAUAUUCUUCAGUCAAAUAAGUGCAAACUUAAUUUAAAACAAAAUUUUUAAUUUCACAUCUCGAUUGGAUCAAGCGAGAAAAGAAACAAUAACUCGUACUCAUAGAAUGGUAGAAGGUGAUUCUGGUAGAAAAACAACUGAAAACUGUAAUGUAAAGGACGACCUACAGCCGCAAGCCCUUGCAAACACAGGCAAUAACAAUCAUUCAAUUCUAACACCUUACUCAAUAACCUCGGGCAUUAAGGAUAAGGAAUACCAGAUAACAAGCAAAGAUGGCUACGACCUUACACCAACGCCCCUCUACAAGCAUGAUUUAGAACGUGGCAAUGGUGUGACCGCCAUCAGUAAUGCAACUGGUGGUGGUGGUGGCAAUGGAGGAGGAGGUGGAGGCGGUGGACCCGGUGCUGGUGGUGGCACCGGAUCUGAAGUCGCCAUCCGGGCCGAUUUCGAACAAGCCAUCGAAUUAACCGGCUACGGAAAAUUCCAUUAUCUCCUGCUAGCGAUAUGUGGUCUCGUUAGUACGAGCGAAGAAAUGGAUGUUAUAUCGAUGUCCUUUAUCCUGCCAUCGGCUCAGUGUGAUCUCGAUCUAAACACUCAAACCAAAGGAUGGCUUAAUUCGAUUAUAUUUAUUGGUAUGAUGGUGGGUGCAUAUUUCUGGGGCAGUAUAGCUGAUUCGAUGGGUCGUAAGAAGGUGUUGAUUGUGAUCUCGUUCAUGAAUGGACUUUGUAUAGUGGCAUCGUCCUUUUCACAAAAUUAUGAAUGGUUCAUGCUGUUUCGUUUUCUUAAUGGUGCUGCACUUGGAGGCAGUGGUCCCGUCAUUUGGUCAUACUUCGCCGAAUUCCAACCGAAAGCCAAACGUGGUUCCAUGUUGAGUUUCAUGGCGGCGUUUUGGACAUUUGGUAAUCUCUUUGUAGCCGGGCUGGCCUGGUUAAUUAUUCCCACAAAUAUUGGUUUUGUAACACCAUACUUCAAAUACAAUUCCUGGCGUAUUUUCUUGGUCGUCUGCUCAAUACCAUCAUUCAUUGUAGCCUGCCUACUAUUCUAUCUACCAGAAUCGCCCAAAUUUCUACUAUCCAAAGGCAAACAUGAUCGUGCUUUGGCAAUUUUCCGUGGAAUAUUCGUCACAAAUACAAAGAAACCUCAAGAACUUUACCCAGUUAAAGAGUUGGUUAUCGAUGAAAAGCUACAGCAGGAAAUUGCUGCCAAUAAGGCUUCCCUUAAAGGAAAAUAUCAUAAAAUGUUGACUGGAAUGGUGGAACAUAGUAAACAACUAUUCCGUUCGCCAAUUCUCAAAUUCACCAUUGUCUCCAUUAUUAUCAAUUUCACAUUCCACAUUGGUUACUAUGGUCUUAUGAUGUGGUUCCCAGAAUUAUUCAAUCGAUUCGAUGAAUACGGACAAGCUCAUCCUGGUGAAACAGCUGGAGUUUGUACGGUCACCGAAUACGUUGUCAAUCUUGGGACACAUGCAACAGAAGCAAUCUGCUCAUCGCAUAUACCUAGUGCUGUCUUUAUGGAGUCACUUAUAUCACUGGCUUCGGCAUUGCCUGCUAAUCUUAUUGCUAUCAUCGGAAUGGAUCGUUUGGGUAGAAAGUUCUUUUUGAUCUUUGGAACAAUGACGUCUGGUGUGUGCUCGGCAGCAAUGUACUUUGUAUUCAGUAAAACCCAGAAUCUCAUUGUGACGGCAAUAUUCAGUGGUGCCAUUUCGGCAGCAAAUGCUGCUUUGGAUUGUCUUAUUACCGAAGUUUUCCCAACGAAUUUAAGAGCAACUGGUGUAGCAAUUUCAAUGGUUGCAGCUCGUUUGGGUGGUAUUGUUGGUAAUGUGGUUAUAGCCACACUUCUCGAUACCUUCUGCCCGGCACCAACAUUCAUUGUGGCGGCUCUUCUGAUCGGUGGUGGACUGAUGUGCCUGUUAUUGCCAAAUACCACGCGGACAUCACUCAACUAAGGGAAAAGAAGUUCGCUGAAUUCGCAAUUCAGUUUAAAAUUUAAAAAAUAAAAAAAAAAAAACUUCACACAACCAAAAUCUGUGCCAAAAUCAGAUCAGAGAAUUUAUAUAAAUUUUUACAUUUUACACACAAACACACACACACAAAAAGAGAAAUAAUGCUUUUUGCGCAAAACCUUUACCGUAAAGGUAUUAAUUUAUUGAAAUUAUUGUGUAUUACCUCUAUCGUAAACUUUAAUAAUUGUAUUGUACCUAAUGUAAGUUUUUUUUGUUUUUAACAUUUUCUUUUAUUUUUUUUUUUUAUUUUUUUUUUUGUUUAUUAUUUACUUUUUUGUAUUUUUAGUAAUCGACGUCGAUAAUUUAGUUUUAAGACAUUUAUUUUUUUUUUAAAUAGUUCAGAAUGUAUAUAAUGUUUAAGUGCAAAAAAAGUAUUUUGUUUAGAAUUUAUGAUUAAAAAAAAUAAAAUGAUACACAAUAAAAGAAAAUAUAUCAAUACAA